This is a messenger RNA of Cuscuta epithymum, 3683 nucleotides long. NCBI's taxonomy places the organism in Eukaryota, Viridiplantae, Streptophyta, Magnoliopsida, Solanales, Convolvulaceae. The record is from the annotation of a GenBank genome assembly.
AGUAUAUAAACGGAUGACUAUUUGAGUGAAGAAAAAUAAAAAACUUGUAGCAUUGAAGCUUUCCUGGAGUCCUUGACAGUGAAGGCAGAAAUUGAAGAGCCUAAUAAUGGAGGAGAUAGGGUUUUUGGGCAUGGGAAUUAUGGGGAAAGCUAUGGCCACAAACUUGCUCCACCAUGGCUUUAAGGUCACUGUUUGGAAUCGCACUCUUUCUAGGUGUGAUGAGUUAGUCAAACACGGAGCUUCUUUGGGAGAAUCUCCAGCAGCAGUAGUAAAAAAAUGCAAGUAUACGAUUGGAAUUGUGUCCGACCCUUGUGCUGCACUCUCGGUUGUUUUUGACAAAAACGGUGUUCUUGAGCAAAUAUGUGACGGAAAGAGUUAUAUACAUAUGUCGACCGUUGAUGUGGAUACUUCUUCGAAAAUAAAUGAGGCAGUUAUAUCAAGAGGCGGUACUUUCCUUGAAGCUCCAGUCUCGGGCAGCAAAAAGCCCGCUGAAGACGGGCAAUUGGUUAUUCUAGCUGCUGGGGAGAAGGUAAACAUAAAACAUGAUUUAUAUAGUCAAUUGCUUCCAGCUUUUGAUGUCUUGGGAAAGAAAUCAUUUUUCUUGGGACAGGUUGGAAAUGGUGCAAAAAUGAAACUUGUUGUGAACAUGAUAAUGGCUAGCAUGAUGACAGCAUUUGCAGAAGGACUUGUGUUGGCUGACAAAAGUGGAUUGGAUCAGCAAACUCUCUUGGACGUGUUGAAUGUUGGGCCUGUUGCUAAUCCAUUGUUCAAGAUGAAAGGGCCUACCAUGAUAAAACACAAUUACUCCCCCAGGAGUCCUCUAAAACAUUCACAAAAAGACAUGAGGCUUGCUCUGGCCCUUGGGGACGAAGUUGGUGUUUCAAUGCCUCUGGCCGCAGCAACAGCUGAGGUAUUUUAUACAUACCAUUUAGUUCUAUAAAAAUUUGGGUCCAUAUGUAAAAUAUUUGUAUCAAAUAUGCAAGUUACGUUAUAUUUAAUAUGUCCACAUGAAGGAAUUAUAUUCAUGAGAACCCCUACUCAAUUUUCAAGUGUGAGUCGGGCAUUAAUUUUGUUUGAAAUAAGCAGAUGAUAUUUGAACUGGAAUUUUCACUAAAAUGCAUGUUCGUGACACAUAAUCAUGUUUUGUUGCGGGUGUAAUUAGAGGAAAAGUUAGACAAGAGAUCAUGAAAUUAUCGUUAGAUUCAAUGAUGUAGUUUUAAUUUAUAAAUAAUACUCAGGUAUAAAUUUUUCAAAUCACAUAUGCAUUAUACGAAGUAUUAGGGAGAUAUCACUUGAUAAGUUCUCACAUACAAAAUAACUUAUAGCAUCAGAAUUUAACUUUUAUGACACAUAAAUAAUUUCUUAUUGGUUAUCUUUAUUUACUAGUAAUUUUUAUAGUAAAAAUUGGGAAUUUUUAUAUUGUGGGAUCAGACUUCGUGCAUACAGUGCUCUUGUACAACAUAGACGAUGUUAAUGUAGCUAAAUUUUGUGUAACUUCUGUUAUCGAAAUAUUUGGUGUAACAUAUAUGAUAGAGUAAUAUUCUAGAGAGUAGGGAGAGGUGAGAGCUCGAGAGAGAAAGUAUUUGCAUUCAAUGUUUUUUAACCCCUACAACUACCCCCAAAGGGAGUGUCUAUAGAGGAAAUUUGGGUUGGGCUCCCAGCUUGGGAGGCCCGAUUACAAUGAUGGGUUAUUUAAAGCCUGUUUAUAUGAAGCUAUUCUACUAAGUACAAUGUGAAAGAUAUCUAUUGAAGAUCCUGGCCAAGGUGACCAGGUCGAGGCGACCAGGCCGAGGAGUCCAGGUCAUGAUGACUGUUCUUGAGCUAAAUUGUUUGAUCCAUGUCUUGAGUUCAUUAUUUAAGGGAAUCUUCAGCGUGGUGGGACCUCGUCUGGACGAGGGGACCCAACCAAGAGGUAGUCUAGUAGCUUGCAGUCCUGUGUGUGUAUAUAUGAGUAUGUGUGCCCUGGGUCCAGACCCAUAUACUCUAUCAGGAGUCUCCCACUUUCUGAGUCAAGAGGUGUUGAGGUAAAAGGGAGUAGAGCAUCUUGGGUUGCACUUUUUUAUUAUUGUUUGUGUUUGGUCGAAGAGGCUUUGAAUUUCCUAGAAGGAGUGCUUCUGUUUCUUGUAGUUUGAUGUUUUUGAUUUUUCAGUCCUGGCCGAGACGUGAUCUCUUGUACCCGAUGUGUCUUUUCCUUAUAUGGUUUGAGGUUUUUAAUUUGUUUUUAAAAUCUGUUGUUUUGGCCGAGGUGGAGUCCCCCAGUCCCCCACUCCAUCAAGCCGGGAAAAGUUCAGGUUGAGGAGUAGGCAAUGUGUUUGAAGUCGAGGUGCUACCUGCGAAUGGGCCCGUGGAUCCAACCUUUUUGGCGAAACCUGACCAAGGAAACCCCGUGGAAGAAUCCUUGGAUGAGGGUCGUUGGCCGAAUGAUAUCACCUACGGGCUUUGUCUGACAUGUGUUUCUCCCGUAAAAAAGUCUCCCUUUUUAUACAUGUGAAUGAGGUCGAGGGAUGAUCUUCUUAGCCGAGUUGAGUCUGUACGGGCAUGAUGUUUUGGCAUUCUGUACGCUAGUCUAGGAGUAGUGUAUGUCGUUGAGUGUUUGUUCAGAGACGAGGCAUGUUGAAGCGGUACAACCGGUUUUAUAUGGGUGUUGCAUGUUUCGCCUGUGAUAAUCAUUGCGCUAGUUCGCAGAUAGCUGUCUUUCUUGAUGUGGAGGUGGGGCACGUUUCCCACACUGAGUGGUUGGGAUUUUGGCGACCGCCUGUAUAACCACUGGGUGCGUGACACAUGUAAUGUCCGUUGGGGGUACCUAUAAAUACCUCGCCUACAACGCAUUCACGACACUUUUGGUUUGAUUGUGACAGAGUGCUACCAAAAUCUAGAGAUAUGAAGUGUUUUUUGCGCCUUCAAAGAUUGGGGUCUCCGACUGUGGCAUCUGAGCUUGAAGCCGAGGGAUACUUCAACUUUGAGUAGGAGGACACAUCGGACCACCCUGAAGUCCAUGGAGGAUUUUGCCCUCUCUAGCCUAGACUAGCUAAGGACUGAGAUGUCGCAAUUGAAGAUGUGGGUCGUGGAUGCUAAGAAGAGGGAGACUCGUCUUCUGGCUCGCCUAGGUGAGGCCCUGAAGUUUCAAUCUAACGCUGAAAAGGCUCGGGGUGAGGUCAAGAAGCGCGACAUUGAGACCGCGAAGUUGAAGGUGGCACCAUUGACAAAGCUGUUGUCGGUUUCAUGGUUGAGGUCUAGAAAGCCAACGAGCAUCGUCGCUAGUCCUUUGACGUAGUGUAUGCUUGUUUCGGUAGUUGGAUCAAGACUAUGCCUGAUGAAUAAGGAGGCCAAUGUUGUUUUCUCCCCCGUUGAGUGCCGGAUGUAGAAGUUGAUCUACUAAAGGCUUCGUCAUAUGUUCCGGUAUAUAAAGCUUGAUAAGUUGGACCUGCCACUCGAGAUGAGGAAUCCCAAGGAUGAGGUGGAUCUUCCCCUCUCCGAUAAACAGGCUAUAUACUAAGCUCUAAUAUCAGCGAGGAUGAUGAAAACGACGAUGAAGCCAUCGAGGACCCUGCAGACUUUCGGGGAGGGGACGAUGGUCAUCAGUAGUUUAGGCUUUUUUUGUAUGGCCAACCCUUUUUAAAUGGCCAACGUGCCUUCAUUUGUAUAGUACCUACCAUUUUCCAAUGAAUGAAAUUAUCUUUUGC